CAAAUCAUUGAAAAUGUCGUCUCCUUUCAUCGCCGACAAACCCCUCUCAUUUCGUUACAAACCCUUUUUUUGUUUCCACAAAUUGUAUCAUGAACCCUUUGUUGAUGAAAAAUGGAGAUUAUAGUCGACUAUGAUAUACAUCGACAACUUCAAGUGGAUGAGAAAUAGAGAUUAUAGGCUCAAACCGAAGCUACCAAUCUUCUAUGCGGUGCCAAAACCCAGUCGAAUCCGAAGAACACUGUUGGGAUCUUGAGAAUGGCAGAGUUGCGGAUCUCUGAUUAGAUCGGCAGUUGAGUUCCCGACAACUGAAUUGGCGCCAGCGGAGAAACAACGAAGCAGAGCGAUGAACAUGUCUUCAUCUUCUUACAACUUUUGCAUUGAAUCUUUUUCUUUGAUUAAAAAAAUCUAGAUUGGAGUGGUGUUGAUCAUGAGAACGUAAAGAGCAUAAAAAAUAAAUAUCUAAAUCAAAAGAGGAGCCGUAAGUUACAUUAUAUCCAUGAUAUUUUCUCAUUUGAUUGUUAUAAUAUUUACUAUUUAAUAAUUUCUCAUUUGAUUGAUACACGCCUUUCCUCCUCCUGGACUUGGAAACUGAUUGGGUGAUGAGGAGAAGAAAGCCAUUCUUACAUGCAAAACUGUAACGCCAAGAAUCAACAGCCAAAGGAUUAUUGUUUUCGUUCGAAGGGGUAUCUCUAACAAAAUCUCAAAUUUUAAGAGUUUUGGUGUCUCAAAAGAUUCUGCGUGUGAAGAAGCCUGGCUGCGAAAACGACUUCAUUUGGUUAAAGUUCAAUCGUGGAUUGGUGGUAAUGAAGAUGCUGAGUUAUUAGCUGAGUUUUGUUUGUGAUUUCCGCUUCAACUUACAUUCCAUCUUGAAGCGUAUGUUCAUAUUUUAACAGAUAGACCAACAAGCUUUAACAGAUUAUAAAGUUAUAUGUUUAGAGCUCUGAAUUUGACUUUAUCUGCACUGGCAUCAAGAUGGACAAAGGAUGGUGUUAUGGUUCUAGCUUCAACCCACUGUCUCAGCCUUUACGUGCAACAAUCCAAAUGCUGUUGGUGUCUUCCGAUGAAAUCUAAGAAGAACAUGUGUUAUACGGAUAAUAGCCAUGUGAUUACAGAUCGAGAUGGGAGGCGAGUUAGGACUAACAACUACAGAUGCGGUGGCUCAAGUUUUGGUAAAUUGCUGUUAUUUGAAUGGGGAAACACGGCACAUUCCAUUCCAGCUCUGGAACCUUGCGAAGCUUCUGGCAACUCCUUCAGCUGCACCUGCAUUGUUUGGAGGCGGCCUGCUUUGGUAUGUGAUGUACGAUCUUACCGACUACUACCUUCACCAUGCUAACCCAACUACAGCAGUGACCAAAAACCUCGAGAAAUCCCAUUUGACCAUCACUUCAGGAUUUAGGACAAGGGGUUUGGUGUAACUUCGUCGCUAUGGGACAGUGUUUGGUACCGUUAAUUAGCAUUGUUUUCUACACUUUUAUUUUGAUACAUGAAUUUUUAUAUUUUGGUUAUUAUAUAAUCUUAUGAGUACGUUUUUGACAUGGUUUCAAAGUGGUAGUAUAAAGAAAGAGUAAUUAUAAUAAAACAGGACGAACAAAGUGAUGCACACUGUGUGUUUGUGGCUA
Molecule: messenger RNA, 1619 nt
Organism: Eruca vesicaria subsp. sativa (arugula)
Lineage: Eukaryota; Viridiplantae; Streptophyta; Magnoliopsida; Brassicales; Brassicaceae
Source: the annotation of a GenBank genome assembly